This is a messenger RNA of Aspergillus nomiae NRRL 13137, 258 nucleotides long. Its product is annotated as RNA recognition motif domain-containing protein. Gene Ontology annotation, molecular function: RNA binding. NCBI's taxonomy places the organism in Eukaryota, Fungi, Ascomycota, Eurotiomycetes, Eurotiales, Aspergillaceae. The record is from RefSeq and is a predicted model, not a curated record. The transcript has 4 exons. Bases 1 to 258 code for a protein of 85 amino acids.
AUGUCUACCAAACUUUUUGUCGGAAACCUUGCUUGGAACACAACUGACGAAGUCUUGAGGUCUGUGUUCGAGCAAUACGGUACUGUUGAAGAAUGUAUGGUGGUUAAAGACCGAGAAACACAACGAAGCAGGGGGUUUGCCUUCGUUACAUAUUCCAGCGCAGAAGAAGCACAGACAGCAAUGAAUGGGCUUAAUGAAGAGGAGGUUGAUGGUAGACGCAUCAGGGUCGACAGUGCAUCUGCCACUGGCCGCCACUAA